Molecule: messenger RNA, 390 nt
Organism: Coniosporium apollinis CBS 100218
Lineage: Eukaryota; Fungi; Ascomycota; Dothideomycetes
Exons: 3
Coding region: 1-390 (129 amino acids)
Source: RefSeq, a predicted model, not a curated record
AUGGCACCCACUCCCUCCACCACGCCUAGCAAAACCACCAACACCACGCCCAAGGUGCCCGCCUCGUCAGCCGCCAGCCCGGGCAAGGAGGAGAUCAAAGACCGUCUCAACCGGCAAGAGAACCGCACCAAAGCCGUCAACACCAACAACAUCGCCCGCGUCACCAACAGCCAGCUCACCUCCGCAGACGAGAAGCUGCAGCCGCUCUACAGCCUGAAGACGAACCGGCCGCUCGACAACUUCCCGCCGACUGCUAAAAACAUCUCGAGACUGAGUGAUAUUCAGCUGGAUGCGAUGCUCUCGGGUUUAGAGGCGGACCGGACGGGCAGCAAGGAACAGAAGGUUGAGAGGCUGAGGAUGCAUCUUGGCUUGAAGCCGAAUCCGCCCUGA